AACAUUAAUGAGAAGCAAUUGAUCUCCUUCAUUUAUUCUCUAAUUAUAAUCGUUGAUAAGAACUGGGGUCAAAUGAUAAGUUUUUAAUACAUAUAAACAUCAAGAACUUCGAUGCGAACUAGUAUUCUGCUGAGCGAAAGUUGAAGUGGUCAAAACUGGAAGAAUAAAUUAUAAUCAUGAAGGUUCCCUUUCUGUUUAUAACAGUACUGGGAUGUUCGUUGGCUAGUCCUAAUGGGUACUACCAUCAGGAGUACAACUAUAAAACAUCACAAUCAUCUUACAAAAACAAUGAAUUGCAACAUAAGACUGAUGAUCAAGGUUAUUAUAAAAAAGAUGGUGAUUUAGAAAAUAGAUAUAAGCCUAUCGAAGAUUCAAACAGCGAACAUUCAGAAUAUAUAAAUCCAAAACUGCAAAACGGCCAGUAUGGAUUGGACACAAACUCCUAUGGUCACAUGAGAGCUGACGGAACCUAUGGAUAUGGCAACCAAAACAGCAUGGGUGUCGAAGGUCUCGCCAGAAACGACAGGAUCUAUGGCAGUCAAGCUGGAUAUUCUGCUGGUUACGGUAGCAGCAACAGUCACAGCUACAGUACAAACUCCAACCUUAGGAUGUUAACGUCUCGUCUUCAACAAGAAUUGGAGAGAGAUUUGCAAGAAGCUGUUCGCCAAAACAGCGCCUAUUCUCAAUCUAGGAUAGAUAUGACUGAACUUGAAAGAGAGCUAAGGAGGAAUUUAACGGAGAGGCUAAACAACGAGCUGAAUCUUAAAUACGGUCAACAAAUUGUUCGCAGUGGGAUGUCCUAUUCCAUGAGUGGAGGAAGAUUACAACCAACUGCAAACUACGAUAACCAAGAACUUGUAGACCUUAAGAGCCAGAUAGAAAACACCUUGCUCAAUCAGUUACGCACCCAAUAUAGCCAAUACAGUCAACAGAGCAGCUAUGGUAGUUCAAACUCUUACCAACACAAUGGAGGUGCCUACGUUUACCCCGUAACACAGAGACCAGUAUACUACACCACAACCUACAGGCCGAUUUACCCAACCUUGACAUCUGGAGGAUACGUCGACACCCACAAUCAACAAUAUAACACGGUUAAGACACGAUACACUCCAAUUGCUAAUCCUGAAAGUCUCACAUCGAUUGCUUCAAGAGUCCAAAGUCAAUUGGACGCAAAUCUGAACAACGUACUGGACGAAACACGUAGAACUCACUUCUCAUCAAGUCAACAGUACUCUUUGACGAACCCUGAUGCUCUUCUUGAAAGAUUGAGGAACGAACUGAGAAACAACAUCACCUACCAAUUAGACGAUAUGAUCAGUAAGAAUUACGGAUCGCAGACGCAAAAAGACGGAUACUUGUACUCUGUCGGAUCUAACGGUGCCAUAUCGACAGAUUACAAUUACGGAUUGAGAGAUAUGGAAAAUUUGAAGGAGCAGAUCCAAAGAAAUUUGAUUAAUAAAUUGGAAAGAGACUUUGAAUCUUCCAGAAAGAGUUGGUCUUCCUCUUCCUCGUACAGCAGCCAGUCCAGCUACGGUAACACCUACGGUUCAGCUCAACCAGCUUAUUACCAGCCAGGUGUCAAAGCAGGAUACAAUUCAGGCAGUGAAUACAAUUCAGCCAGUAGAUAUAACUCAGCCAGCGGAUAUAACACAGCAAAUCAACAUAACUCAGCCAGCGGAUACAAUUCAGGUGGCACCACCUACAGCAGCGGAAACAUGGCGGAGUUGCAGAGACAACUUCAAGCUGAUCUAUCGAGACAGCUUAACCAAGCGUUAAACCAAGAGUCGCACAGUUCAUACAGCUAUACUCCUCAAAAUUACCAGUCUUCCCUCCAAGACCUGUCUGAUCAAUUGAAUAGGAAUCUUACAAAGCAUUUACAAGAAUAUAGUGCCAGUGGAUCCUAUGCAGCCUACGGAAACUUCGAUAGAUCCCAAAUGGCAGAUCUUAGAGCUAAACUGGAAGAAUCUCUGAUGAACCAAUUGCGACAAGGACUACAACAAUCAAUGCAGACUCACAGUUCAUACAGUUCAAGUAGCAGCAGCAGUAGCAGUAGUAGCAACUCCGCUGGCUACAGACCAGCAGCUAAUUACCAGAUGGGAGGAUACAGUUCAGAUGGAACAUGUUGUCAAGGAGAUAACCGGAGAUAUAAACGAUCCCCACAACAACAAACACAGCCACAAGAUAUCGGCUGGAAACCACAGGGAAGCCAAGUUCCUCCUCCACCAAAACCUGCACCAGCUAAGUCCAGAAGUCAACGAUCCCCACAACAACAAACACAGCCACAAGAUAUCGGCUGGAAACCACAGGGAAGCCAAGUUCCUCCUCCACCAAAACCUGCACCAGCUAAAUCCAGAAGUCAACGAUCCCCACAACAACAAACACAGCCACAAGAUAUCGGCUGGAAACCACAGGGCAGUCAAGUUCCUCCUCCACCAAAACCUGCACCAGCUAAAUCCAGAAGUCAACGAUCCCCACAACAACAAACACAGCCACAAGAUAUCGGCUGGAUACCACAGGGAAGCCAAGUUCCUCCUACACCAAAACCUGUACCAGCUAAAUCCAGAAGUAAACGAUCCCCACAACAACAAACACAGCCACAAGAUAUCGGCUGGAAACCACAGGGAAGCCAAGUUCCUCCUCCACCAAAACCUGCACCAGCUAAAUCCAGAAGUCAACGAUCCCCACAACAACAAACACAGCCACAAGAUAUCGGCUGGAAACCACAGGGAAGCCAAGUUCCUCCUCCACCAAAACCUGCACCAGCUAAAUCCAGAAGUCAACGAUCGCCACAACAACAAACACAGCCACAAGAUAUCGGCUGGAAACCACAGGGCAGUCAAGUUCCUCCUCCACCAAAACAUGCACCAGCUAAGUCCAGAAGUAAACGAGAAUUUGGAUUCGGCGAUGGUUUUCUAAAAAUGAAAACAAAUCUCGAACAGACACAAAAAGAUUUAAAAGCAAAUUUUGAGCAGGGACAUAAAGAUUUUACUAAAAAAGCUGAAGAAGUAGGUGAAGGAAUUGCAGAUAUAGGCCAUAAAGUAUUCAACUGGAAACCAUGGGGAAACAAUGGUCAUCCUGGACGUCAUGAUAAUGGAAGAAGGCCCUGGAACCGCGGACAGGGGAAUAGAUAUCAACAACAAAUAGAAGAUCAAGAACAAAUUGGCCAACAGCAGGAACCUGAUGAAGACUUGGGUCAGCGUCAAGAGCAAGGAAGUAGAUAUAGUAAAAUUACCAAAAUCACACAUGUAGGUCAGCAUGUAGAAGAUCUCGGUCAAGAACAAGUAGAAGAUCUUGGUCAGCAAGUAGAAUUAGGACAAAACCAAAUCGAUCUUGGCCAACAAUUAGAAGAUAAUGAUGACUUUAGUCAACAUCAAAUCCAAAGAAACAAAUAUCGUGUUUCAAAAAUUAUUAGAGGCCAAUCACAUUCACAAAUUGGUCAACAAACUGAAGAUCUCGGUCAACAAACUGAGGAUCUAGGUCAACAAUUAGAAGAUGGAGAAAACCUUGGUCACCAAAGAACCAGAUAUAGUAAAAUUACCAAAAUCACACAUAUAGGUCAGAAUGCAGAAGAUCUUGGUCAAGAACAAGUAGAUCUUGGUCAGCAAGUAGAAUUAGGACAAAACCAAAUCGAUCUUGGCCAACAAUUAGAAGAUAAUAAUGACUUUAGUCAACAUCAAAUCCAAAGGAACAAAUAUCGUGUUUCAAAAAUUAUCAGAGGCCACUCACAGUCACAAAUUGGUCAACAAACUGAAGAUCUCGGUCAACAAACUGAGGAUCUAGGUCAACAAUUAGAAGAUGGAGAAAACCUUGGUCGUCAAAGAACCAGAUAUAGUAAAAUAACCAAAAUCACACAUGUAGGCCAGCAUGCAGAAAAUCUCGGUCAACAACAAGUAGAAGAUCUUGGUCAGCAAGUAGAAUUAGGACAAAACCAAAUCGAUCUUGGCCAACAAUUAGAAGAUAAUGAUGACUUUAGUCAACAUCAAGUCCGAAGAAACAAAUAUCGUGUUUCAAAAAUUAUUAGAGGCCAAUCACAGUCACAAAUUGGUCAACAAACUGAAGACCUCGGUCAACAACAAGUAGAGGAUUUUGGACAACAGCAAGUAGAAUUGGGACAAAGUCAAAUCGAUCUGGGCCAACAACUGGAAGAUACUGAUUUUGGUCAACAAUUAGAAGAUGGAGAAGACCUUGGUCACCAAGGAACCAGAUAUAGUAAAAUUACCAGAGUAACUAAAAUUAUUCGAGGCAAAACUCAUUCGAAAGUAGAUCAACAAUCUGAAAAUUUAGGUCAACAGCAAGUCGAAGAUCUUGGCCAAUUAGUAGACACUGACGAAAAUCUUGGUCAACAUCAAAUUCACGGAACUGGAUAUAGUAAAAUUACAAAGAUUAUUCGUGGGGGCACAAGUUUUGUAGAUGGCCAGCAGGUAGAAGAUCUAGGUCAGAAAGUAGAAGACCAACAACAGCAACAAGUAGAAGAUGUUGAAGAUCUUGGUCAACAUCAAAUUCACGGAACUGGAUAUAGUAAAAUUACAAAGAUUAUUCGUGGGGGCACAAGUUUUGUAGAUGGCCAGCAAGUAGAAGAUCUAGGUCAGAAAGUAGAAGACCAACAACAGCAACAAGUAGAAGAUGUUGAGGACACUACAGAUAUUGGUCAAAAAAUUGAACACGUUCUACAUAAAGUAACAGGAGGAAAGCUGCAUUUAAAACCUUUAGAUCAGGGACAGCAAGUAGAAGACCUUAGUCAACAGCAACAGAUAGAUUUAGAUCAACAACAAGUAGAACAUUUAGAUUUUGGGCAAAAAGUUGAAAAUGUUCUAAGUAAAGUAACUGGAGGAAAACUACAUUUAAAACCUUUAGAUCAAGGGCAGCAAGUAGAAGACCUUAGUCAACAACAACAGACAGAUUUAGAUCAACAACAAGUAGAACAUUUAGAUUUUGGGCAAAAAGUUGAAAAUGUUCUACAUCAAGUAACUGGAGGAAAGGUGCAUUUAAAACCUUUAAAUCAAGGGCAGCAAGUAGAAGACCUUAGUCAACAGCAACAGACAGAUUUAGAUCAACAACAAAUAGAACAUUUAGAUUUUGGGCAAAAAGUUGAAAAUGUUCUACAUCAAGUAACUGGAGGAAAGCUGCAUUUAAAACCUAUAGAUCAAAGUCAGCAAGUAGAAGACCUUAGUCAACAGCAACAGGUAGAUUUUGGCCAACAAAUUGAAGAGGGGGGAAAAAUACAUCAAACAAAUGGAGGAAAAAUACAGCAAAAAAACCUUGACCAAAAUCAACAAACCGAAGAUCUUAGCCAACAACAACAGAUAGACUUUGGCCAGCAAAUUGAAGAAGAGACCACCACUAUAGGCCAGGAAAUUGAAGAGACGACCACUGUAGUCUACCAGAAAGUCGAAAAUAUCGACCAACAACAGCAAAUUGAUUUUGGUCAACAAAUAGAAGAAACCCACUUAGAUCAGAGCAAAUUGCAUUUAAAACCUUUAGAUCAAUCUCAACAACAAGAAGAACUUGGUCAAGAGCAAGAAGAAGUCAACUUUACUAUAGGUCCACAAGUUGAAGACGACUUUCCUCAUGGAAACCAAGGAAAAAUUCAAAUUGGUGGUUCACAGGAUCAAGAACAGGAACAGGACACUCAACAAGUGGAACAGCAGAUCAGUGGUUGGCACGACCAACCAAGAAUACAACAAAAGCCAUUAGACCAAAGCCAAGAGCCAACUGACACACAGCAAGUUGAAAUUUUUGAUGUGAAUUCAGUAAAGGGUACUGAUGAUCACCUACCAAAGGACAUUUUGAAAAAGGUUAAAUUUAUUGAGGAUAAGCUAUCAAACAAGUUAGAAGCUGCCAUCAUAGGAUUUUGUGGUACAGAUAGACUUAAUGUUCCCCAAAUGAGAUCAGAACUCAUUAAUGAUGUUAAAAAGAACAUUACUGAAGAAUUCAACAAGGGAUUCUCUAGAUACUAUCUACAAAAUGAUCUUGGUUUAACUGAUAAACAAAUAGCUAGAAUUCAAGCUAUACUGUUAGAUAGACUCUUAGCGAAAAUUGAAGAAGGCGUUGAAAGAGCGAAAAAGGAACAUGAAACAAGGAAAACAACGACAAUAAUUAAGACAUCACAAGAACCUGAUGACACCGGUAUAUUUGAUGACAUAAAACCAGAAGGAUCAAUAUUCCAAAGUGGACAUAGGACAAUUAUAAGAAAUAGAACAGUGAUAACGACCCAUACUACAUCAGGGGGAGCCUCCUUUGGAAUUACAGACCAAGGUCAAUUUAUAUCACAACCAAAAUCUACACAGGGUGCAGAAAAUGAAGCUGAUUCUUUAAUAACAGCUCUUAGAAACUUAAGUAACUCCAAACACAAGACAGUAGUAGAGCAAGAACCAACAGAUAAUCAUGUUAACAGUUAUUCACAUACAACAGUUUAUCAAGGUGGCAGUAGCAUUGGUGGAUAUCAAGAACAAGAGGUACAGACAGGACAUGGUAAUAAUGACGGCUUCGAUAAUCAAGAACAAGAGAUUCAAACUGGAUAUGGUGGCCGCGGUAGCCAUCAUUCUUCAAUAUAUAGUAAUCAAGAACAAGAAAUUCAAACUGGAUAUGGUCGCAAUAGACAUCGUGGUUCAGGCUACGAUAAUCAAGAACAAGAAAUCCAAUCUGGAUAUGGAGGUCAUAAUAGACAUCGUGUUUCAGGGCUUGAUUAUCAAGAACAAGAAAUCCAAACAGGAUAUGGCAAUCAUAAUAACCACCAUACUUCUAGCUAUGAUGUUCAAGAACAGGAAAUAACUGGAUAUGGCGGACAUGGUCACAUAAGUUCUUCACAUUCUGGAUAUGGCGGACGUGAUCAUAUAAGUUCUUCACAUUCUGGAUAUGAUCAUCACGAUCACAAUCAUGGAUAUGAUAACCAUGAUAUUGAAGUCAUACAUAGUGGAAGCCACCAUACUAGCUUUGACGAACCGCUUAGUUUUAAUCAUCAUGAUAUAAGUGACAGUCAUUCCCUAGACCAUCAUCAUGGCGGUUACGGUCACCCAGAAUACUUAGACAUAGAAGAUCCCCACAGCCAUUACUAUACAAGACAUGAAGUACACGUUGAAGAAGUACCACACCACACUCACUCACAUAGUUAUCAACAAGAACAAGAAAUAAUAGGCCAAGAAUCAGGGUAUGAUGAUCAGGCCCAAGAAGAAGAAUCAAUUCCCUUACCAAACGAACAACUACAAUCUUCAUCUCAGGAACAGCAAAAAAUAGAAGUCAUAAGACAUGAUCAUUAUGACGAUGUAAAUGCUGUUCCCAGUGUUUCUGUAGACCAAGAAGUUGAAGAACCACACCAUCAUGAUGUAAUUCACAUAGAGGAGGUUCAUGUAGAUCAAGAAAAUUCUGUUCCUCCAGAAGUAUAUGAAGAAUUACCUUGGUGGAAGAAGGCUGCUUCAAAAAUACGGCAUGGAGCUCAUAAGGUGAAGGAAGGGGCGAUCAAAUUGAAGGAGAAAGUUGUUGGAUGUUAAAUGUUAGAUUUAAAAAUAGUAUUUGUGGUAUUAACUUAUUUUUAUUAUAAUUAAAUUAAAAAAUAUAUAUUCUUAAUAAUU
Messenger RNA from Diabrotica virgifera virgifera (western corn rootworm), 7568 nucleotides. RefSeq lists its product as uncharacterized. The coding region runs from base 177 to 7487 and encodes 2436 amino acids. The record is from RefSeq and is a predicted model, not a curated record. The transcript has 8 exons. NCBI's taxonomy places the organism in Eukaryota, Metazoa, Arthropoda, Insecta, Coleoptera, Chrysomelidae.